AUGCAGGAACAGGGUCAGGAUCAGAGAGGGUCUUUUACGUGUAAAGGUACCAUUUCGCUUCCCAGUCCCGUCACGGCUAUUGAUAUUCUACCGAUGGUUAUUGGUGGAGAUCGGAUUUAUCUUGCCGUUGGUUUGGACACAGGGCGGAUUAGCGUACAUGCAUUUGCGAUUGAUGGGCUUGGGGAGGCUCGGGAGGUGAUGGCAUUACCAGCGUUAGAGUGUCCGUCGAAGGCAAUCACACAGGUGGCAUGGAGGCCGGUUGGUGUGGAAGGAAAAGAAGUGAAUGAAGUAUACGAGCUUGCCCUUGCGAGUGAGGAUAGUUCUCUGAGGGUGAUUCGGAUUUCGGAUCUGUGA
Histoplasma mississippiense is the source of this 354-nucleotide messenger RNA. RefSeq lists its product as hypothetical. Gene Ontology annotation, molecular function: protein binding. The coding region runs from base 1 to 354 and encodes 117 amino acids. NCBI's taxonomy places the organism in Eukaryota, Fungi, Ascomycota, Eurotiomycetes, Onygenales, Ajellomycetaceae. The record is from RefSeq and is a predicted model, not a curated record. The transcript has a single exon. Gene Ontology annotation, biological process: tRNA wobble uridine modification. Gene Ontology annotation, cellular component: elongator holoenzyme complex.